CUUUGAUUCCGUACAUCGCCGGAGGAAUGCAACGGUGCCAACCGUCGGGCAACUGAACAAAAGCGGGACUUCUGUUACUGUGCGCUGGAACAGGGAAAGCUGCAUUGAAACGCAUACAAUCGCAUUACGAAAUGAUUUUUUUUGACGGCUUGGCACUCAAUAACUCGUUUAUUUGAACAAAGUUCACCACUUUCUCGAUUCCAGCAUGCUCAGACGAGAUAGUCUAGCAAGCAGACUUUAAUCUUUGCUGCUGUCGUCGUCGGUAAAACUAUUGGAGGGGAAAACUGAAGUAUUAUUUUUGAUCACAUAUUUUAAAAUGACAUCUUCUGUGACUGAAGCAAUUAUUGAAUCCUAUGCAUUGAUGUUUUUCGUAAUGUCAACAUUCUUUAUCUAUUUCUGCGCCAUGAUUUGGGCAUUUUGCAACCCAAAACUCAGUAGCGUGGAUGAAGAUUAUCAAAUGAAGGAAUUAAACGAAAAUCGUUCAAAAAUGUGCGAUGAGAUUCCCUUGGAUCAAUUCAAUAUGAUGCGCUCGGAAAAUCUGCAAAACUCAAGUGACUGGAGGGCAAACAUCACAGAAGAAGCCUGCUUGAAAUACUUCGACAGCCUUAUUAAACUACAACAGAAGGAAUGAAAUCUGGCUGUGGUGAUCUGAUCAAUCACUCUUCUAUUUGUGCAAAAUAUUAACACACGUUAUUUGCAUCUUAUUUUCUGUCUAAAACUGUAGAAAUUACUAAAACAAAUUCUUCGACAUCAUACCCAUGAUUAGUAAACCGUAACCUAAUUAACCUCAGUUUUAGAGUCAAACGCAUUUUCAUAAAAUACCUAUUACGCGGUCGUAACUGAGCUGCAAGCAACUUAUUUGGAGUACUAUAGUACAUCAUGUACUUUAUAAAAUGGAUGUGCACUUUCAAUGUCGUCGGUUGGUUGUGAACUUGUUCUUGUAUUUAUUUUAGUACGUAAUAAUAUUAAUCAAAUCAAAGCAAUUUUAUUUGUAUAGCGUUUUUUCCACGAAGACUCUUAGCAGAGUAGCAGAAUUAGAUAAAACAGUUCAUCCAUGUCAUCAAUGGCUACUAUGGUUUCACCUCUAUUCUGCGAGGAGCAACGAAAUAUGAGCUUUUUAAUGUGCGGAGAGUUGCGUAAUUUUAGGAGGAAAAUGUCCCCACGACCUUCUCGGUUUCUCGGGAAAUGUUAUUUAAAGUCCUUGUAUUGAUAGUUUGUAACCUGGCCCCGUAAGAGUUUUAUAAUUGGUGUUCUUCGGGCCCAUCAUUGCUGGCUUAUAAGCAACCCCCUGACAGAUUCACUGUGGCCUUUUUGAAAUUAAUGUAAUUUAGAAUAACCCUUAUCUCCUGUUAUUCUUCUUAAUAUUUCAGGGCACAGGAUCGCAACUAAUUUGGCAUUCAAUAUCCCCAUAAUGAAACUGACACCAAGUUUAGAAGCUCAUCAAUUUUUUAUAAACUUGGCAAGAACUGUGAAUUAAGUAGAGUCCCUAGGACAUUAGUCACAAUAAUUCGUUUGAUGAUAGUCAUUGAAGUACUGCCAAAUCCAAGGAGUUAAGCUACUCUACAGCAAGUGGAAUACAAAUCAUCCAAUGGCUAAACAUAUAAGAAGCUUUUUAGGUUGUGAAUAUUUAACUCAUGCACUGUAAGAUCUGUGGAAAGCGUCCUUUUCUCAUGCAAAACUGGAAUUCUAAGAUACAUCCGGAAGCUCCUCAUGUACAUUGUGCCUGCAUCAGAAUGGAGAGUGCAGGGAACACAACCUGGAGAGAUCCAAAUCCCGGAUACCUUACCGGGCCCAUUCCAAAAUGUGCUCAUGAUCAAACAGUAGCUUUAAAUUUCAAUAGAAAUCUACAAGCGGUUGGGGCUACAUGGGGCUGUCUUUCAAGCUUUUAUGCUACGGUUCCCGAGUGUCAGAGAUCAAGCUCAGAAACCAGCAAAGCAGCAGCCAGUGAACCCCGUUUUGAUCACUUACGUUCUGAGGGCUGGGACAGCAGGAUCCUGAUUCAGGCACACUGGGAGAGGUCAUUUCCAGGUCCCAGAGAUUCACACAAGUCAUUCUCUCAGCCAAAUGAAGAUAACUUGCCAAGCAGCACAUUUUACGCGCCUGAUCAUCAGUUGAGCCAACGGAUUUAUUGUCAUGAAGUAUCUCCAUACUGCACAAGUCAGAUGCAAAACCAUAACAAGUGUGAAAAUACGGAAUGCUCUGGCUUGCAUCAUUGCCAAGUGAAUGAGCGUCCUACUUUUGGCAAGAUACAGAAGGCCUCAGCUGGAUAUAGCACACCCCUACCCACAAUCCCAGGUAGCCAUCUUGUCAAGACAAAUGUUACCCAGAAUGCAUCAUCACACUCUCUCAGGAGACCUCAGUCUUCCCUGACGAAUGUGUUGCCUACUGGAUCAAGCUGUGAGAACUCAGUAGAGGCGGGACACAUAGCCCUGGCUACCCUAGUGAGGUUGCGGGCACUGCUGGCACAGUGCUGCCACUCUCUGAACUCCCUGUUUGAAGUUCACCAGGACGUCAUCUGCUGCCGCCACUACUAUGCCUCCGCUGUGGUAUGCUGGCUCUUCUGUAUUGUCAUCACCACCGUGGUGCUUAUUGCUGCUACUGCGUUUAGGUCACCCCACAAUGGAGACUGAAAAGCGGUGUCCAAUGGAAUAACUGUUGUGUUUGUGUUUCACUUUACCUUGUUGAGGUUUACAUUGUUGGAUUAUUAUGUGUUUGUUAAUGUAUUCUUUCACUACUUAAAAGGGGAUGCAUAAUCAAUGUAUACGUCAGCUUUUGUUAAUCAAGUUAAUCACAAGGAAAUUCAGUUUUCAUGUCACAAAUGAGCAGAGAUACUAUCAAUCUGCUUGCAUUGCAAAUUUCUCAUAGCCAGGAAAUAAUGAGGGGUCUUAACCUUUCAUUUAGCUGACAUUGGUCUUGUAACAGGAUCGGUUUAAUUAUUUGCUAUAAGUACGUGUAGAGUCUCAAAACUUUUAAGAAUGCAAUGGUCCUCUGUAAUAUACUAGUCAAUUUUUAAAUUGAAGUGUUCUGUGGUUGUGUGUAAAGAAGAGAAAUUCAAAUGGGCCAUAUGACUACUUAAUUAAUGUCAUAUUGCAUUCUGUGGACGCAAAUCUCUUUCAUCUUUGACUUUACUUUUUAUGUUGCUUUCAAGCUCCAGUUAUUUCUCACAAUGGGCUUCUGCCAUGUCUUUGACAAUAUCCAUCUGAAGCACAAACAAAAAGGAAGUCAAGUGUGAAAAGAUAUUUGAAAAAAGCAAUGUUGAUGGCAGCUGGGGUCUGAAUAAUGGACAUGUCAAAAAGAGUCACAUCCGAGAAUGAAAAAUAAAAAUAGAUCAAGCA
Molecule: messenger RNA, 3335 nt
Organism: Anguilla anguilla (European eel)
Lineage: Eukaryota; Metazoa; Chordata; Actinopteri; Anguilliformes; Anguillidae
Exons: 4
Coding region: 1635-2630 (331 amino acids)
Source: RefSeq, a predicted model, not a curated record